AUGGCACAACGGCCUUCAGUUACGGCUGAGGAUGGUGUCAUCACCAACAUUGGCCGACGUAUGUCGGAGUUCCAAUGGGCCGGCGACCAGAACAUUGUCGAUGAGGCCCAAGAAGCGACGGAAUACGAACACCAGAUGGGUAUCUGGAAAGCAAUCAAGACAUACCCAAAAGCAGUUGGGUGGAGUGUUCUUGCCUCCACAGCCUUGGUCAUGGAGGGCUACGACUUGGUCGUGAUUGGAAGUUUUUAUGGAUUUCCCGAGUUUCAGAAGAAGUACGGCGACAAGCAGCCUGAUGGUACCUACGUGGUCUCUGCCCCUUGGCAAACUGGCCUGAGUAAUGGAGCCCUCGUCGGCGAAAUCCUCGGUCUAAUGGCAUGUGGAAUAUUGGCUGAACGGAUGGGCUAUCGUUUCACAAUCGGCCUGGCGCUUGUCCUUGUGAUAUGCUUCAUCUUCAUCACGUUCUUUGCCGUCAACAUUCAGAUGCUCUUGGUUGGGGAGAUUCUAUGUGGUUUGCCAUGGGGUGUCUUUCAGACAAUCACGACAGCUUACGCAGCGGAGGUGACUCCCACGCCUCUACGACCGUUCCUGACGACAUACGUCAAUCUUUGCUGGGUGUUUGGUCAACUUAUCGGCUCUGGUGUUCUCAGAGGCCUGCUUGAUGUGAAAAGCGAGUGGGGUUAUCGCAUCCCCUUUGCGUUGCAAUGGAUAUGGCCGCUACCUUUGCUCGUUGGUAUCAUAUUCGCUCCCGAGAGUCCCUGGUGGCUUGUGAGGAAGGGCCGGUAUGAUGAUGCUGAAAAGAGUCUCAGGCGGCUCACGAGCAAAGCCGAUGUCGACUUCGACCCCCGAAAGACCGUAGCGAUGAUGGUGCACACUGACGAACUCGAGAAAGAGAUUACUGCAGGAACGACUUACUGGGACUGCUUCAAAGAGGUUGACUUGCGCCGUACAGAGAUUGCCUGCGUCGUUUGGAUGAUUCAGACUCUCUGCGGAUCUGGUCUUCAAGGAUAUUCGACACAGUUCUACCAGAAUGCCGGACUCGACACGGUCUACGCCUUCGACUUUCAAAUGGGGCAGUAUGGCCUUGCAGCCAUAGGUGUCUUCAUUGCAUGGGCACUGAUGCCUCGAGUGGGUCGGCGCACGCUGUACCUUUACGGUCUAGCUGCUUCGUGCAUCACCCUCUUCACCAUUGGGUUUGUUGGUCUUGCACCGAGCUCGAACAAAGCGGCCCCAUGGGUUAUCGGAACGCUGCUUCUGAUUUUCACUUUCAUCUACGAUCUCACCAUCGGACCUGUCUGCUACUGCUUGGUGGCCGAAAUUCCUUCAGUAAGACUUCGCAGCAAGACCAUUGUGUUGGCACGCAACGCUUAUAACAUUGUCGGGAUUGUGAACAAUAUUCUUACUCCGAGAAUGGUUGUCACCACCGCUUGGAACUGGCGAGCGAAGGCAGGUCUGUUCUGGGGAGGGUCCUGCUUUCUUUGCAUCAUCUGGACGUUUUUCCGACUUCCGGAACCGAAAGGAAAGACGUAUGCGGAAUUGGAUGUCUUGUUCGAGAGGCGUGUCAACGCAAGAGCCUUUGGCAAGACUACCACCGAUCCUUUCCGAGGAGAGACUGUGGAUAUUCGCAGAGCAAGUGUUGUCGCCACAACCAAGGAAAAGGAGGAGAAAGUAGAGAACAAGGAGUUUGCGGGCUGA
Messenger RNA from Exophiala oligosperma, 1692 nucleotides. RefSeq lists its product as uncharacterized. Gene Ontology annotation, cellular component: membrane. The transcript has 6 exons. The record is from RefSeq and is a predicted model, not a curated record. The coding region runs from base 1 to 1692 and encodes 563 amino acids. Lineage: Eukaryota; Fungi; Ascomycota; Eurotiomycetes; Chaetothyriales; Herpotrichiellaceae. Gene Ontology annotation, biological process: transmembrane transport; carbohydrate transport. Gene Ontology annotation, molecular function: carbohydrate:proton symporter activity.